Molecule: messenger RNA, 2258 nt
Organism: Nothobranchius furzeri (turquoise killifish)
Lineage: Eukaryota; Metazoa; Chordata; Actinopteri; Cyprinodontiformes; Nothobranchiidae
Gene: g6pd
Product: glucose-6-phosphate dehydrogenase
Biological process (GO): pentose-phosphate shunt, oxidative branch; glucose metabolic process
Cellular component (GO): cytosol
Molecular function (GO): glucose-6-phosphate dehydrogenase activity; NADP binding
Source: RefSeq, a predicted model, not a curated record
CUCUGUUAUGUAGUGAUGGGAUCUCGAGCGAGCGCUGAACGACACCAGCCUCAAACACACAGCCAGGAUCAUCAAGAACCGUCUUCAGUUAGGAGCCCCGCAACAGACGAGAAAAUGAACAACAUUCCACUCUCUCGUUCGGAGGUGUUUGGGGAGCUGAGGAAGGAGCUCUACGAAGAUAAAGAGUUCCAUCAGUCUGAUGUCCACAUGUUCAUCAUCAUGGGAGCAUCAGGAGAUCUGGCAAAGAAAAAGAUCUACCCAACUCUGUGGUGGUUGUUCAGAGACGGUCUCCUUCCUGAGCAGACGUAUUUCGUGGGCUUUGCCCGCUCUGACCUGACAGUAGAUGCCAUCCACAAUGCUUGCUUGCCAUACCUGAAGGUGGCAGAUACAGAGGCAGAACGUGUGUCGGCCUUCUUCAGCAGGAACACAUACAUCAGUGGGAAGUAUGCCGAUGACAGCUCCUUCACCAAACUCAACACACACAUCCUGUCGCUGCCUGGAGGAAGUGGGGCCAACCGCCUGUUUUACCUGGCGCUGCCACCGACGGUCUACCACGAUGUUACCAAGAACAUCAGUCAGCACUGCAUGAGCACAAAAGGCUGGAACAGGGUGAUUGUAGAGAAGCCGUUUGGACAUGAUCUCCAGAGCUCAGAGGAACUGUCCUCUCACCUCUCGUCUCUCUUCACUGAGGACCAGAUCUACCGUAUCGAUCACUACCUGGGCAAAGAGAUGGUGCAGAACCUCAUGGUGCUAAGGUUUGGAAACCGCAUCUUUGGGCCGAUCUGGAACAGAGACAGCGUGGCCUGUGUUGUUCUUACCUUUAAGGAGCCUUUUGGCACUCAGGGACGAGGAGGCUACUUCGAUGAUUUCGGCAUCAUCCGGGAUGUCAUGCAGAACCACUUGCUCCAGAUGCUCUGUUUGGUUGCCAUGGAGAAACCAGCCUCCACCAGCUCUGACGACGUCAGAGAUGAAAAGGUGAAGGUGCUGAAGUGCAUCACUCCAGUGUCCAUGUCGGAUGUGGUCCUGGGUCAGUAUGUGGGGGAUCCAGAGGGUGAAGGAGAAGCCAAACUUGGUUACCUGGACGAUCCCACAGUACCAAAAGGAUCCAGUCAGGCCACCUUUGCUGCAGCCGUGCUCUAUGUUCACAACGAACGCUGGGACGGCGUUCCUUUUAUCCUGCGCUGUGGAAAAGCUCUGAAUGAGAGGAAAGCUGAGGUGCGACUGCAGUUCACAGACGUCCCUGGAGACAUUUUUGAAAACAAAUGUCAAAGGAAUGAGUUGGUGGUGCGUGUGCAGCCCAAUGAAGCCAUCUACGCCAAAAUGAUGAGCAAGAAACCGGGAGUGUACUUCAGCCCUGAAGAAACAGAGCUGGACCUCACCUACAAGAGCAGAUACAAGGAUGUGAAACUUCCAGAUGCUUACGAGCGCCUCAUCCUGGACGUCUUCUGUGGGAGUCAGAUGCAUUUCGUUCGCAGUGAUGAACUUAGAGAGGCAUGGAGGAUCUUCACCCCUCUUCUUCACCACAUAGAGGAGAAGAAGCCACAGCCUAUUCCUUACAAGUAUGGAAGCCGUGGUCCAGCAGAAGCAGAUGAACUGGUUCAGAAGGUUGGAUUUCGCUAUGAAGGCACUUACAAAUGGGUCAACCCUCACAAACUCUGAAUGGGCUGUAGGCAGGACUGGGGGUGGGGGGGCUACCGGUCCAGUUCUAGAGGAUAGAAGCAACGAAGAGAAGGAUAAAAAUAUAUUCUCAGGUUUUACAACGAUUCCUCUGAGCCUCUUCAACAAACAAGUUAAAUGACUUAUUUUUAAUAAAUUUCACAGAAACCUUUUAUAAAGUAAAAACAGGAGCUGUUCCCGUGGAAUCGGCUCCAGGAAUCGGGAUGUGAUGGCAGACAGAACAAGCUCACAACACGAGCCGAGUAACAAACACGUUAUAGGUCACACCAAUCAGCAGCACGUCUCCACUCGCCGAGACUUUAGGUGGGAUUUUAUUUUUAGCUUAGCUUUGCUGCGAGGGACCAAGAGUGUUUCUCACCAUCAGACUUUAAAACAUCCUGGAGCAGAAAAACAAACAAAAAACAUGCGUCCUAUUAACCUCCCGCUCAGCUUCAUUCCAAGUGUUUACACUCUUUUACUUCCAGCAUUUAAUUUUGUAUUCAUAUUUCCAAACAUGCAGGCAGGUGAGCCAUAUUGUGCUGCUGUCCACUCAUGUAAAGGUAGCCAAGCUCCCAGUACUUGUAAUAAACUAGUUUUGCUUC